AUUCGUCGCAUUUCUUUCCUCAUGCCUUAGGCGAGUGAGUUCCGUUGAGUUUCUUUCGGCGGUUCCGGCUCGAUCGAUUCAUUGCAACAGUUUCGGACCACGCUCGGAAAUGUGGCGAGGACAUGACAGGACAGGAACGGCGCUAUUGAGCUGAGGCGAGCUCCAGUCAGCCACUGAUUCUUGGCGCAGGGGGAGUAAAUCUCUCUGAUGGAUCGAUCUAGCAAUUGAGCGGUGGAAGGAGGGAUCCGAAUCUGGACGAGCGAUUGGGAGGCAUGAGUAAUGAGUGAUUAAGGGAGUGUGGUUUCCGGAGGGACGAUGAAGGGAUGAUGGAUACUGGGAGGUCGGAGACAGGAGUAGGAGGCGGUACGAGAAGGAGGAGAAGGAGGAAUGACGGGGGAGGAGAAGGUGCUGAGGAGCAGCUUGAGUAUGAGUGGUAGGAGCAGAACUGGAGUAGGAGGGGGAGGACAGGCAGGCUCAGGAGCGGGAGUGGUUACCGGUUCUGGAUACAUGGCGCACGGCGGUGACGGGAAAAGGCGAUGUUCGUACAAGAGGGCCACGGCCUUGAUAUGCGCGGUUAAUGUUGUAGCAGCGCUGUAUGUGCUGCACGGGCUUUUCAGUCCUCGUUACAAUCAAAUUCCCCACAGCGUCCCACUCGCCCGCUUGAAGACCCCCCUCCGAAAUGGUACUGCGCCGUUGGUCAUGAAGUAUACGAAAGAAGAAGUCCAGAGAAUAAAAGAAGCUCAUGAGGCACGGCGCGCAGCGGAACCACUCGAUCUUAUGAGAAGGGUGAAGGAAAUACAACUGGAGUCUGUAAAAGAAGCCGCAAAAGACAAGGAAGCAGAAACCACCAAGCAGAAGGUUGCUGCCGAUCUUGCUCAAAGGCUACGAGAGUUGAGAGGAAAUACCAAUCCCCACAGUCAACAAGAAGCGUUAGACGAAUGGCGCAAGAAGAAAAUUGAAGAAGCCAGAAAGCGAGAGUCUGAAGCGAGAGACAAGGAGGACACAGAUGAAAAUGCCAAAAUUGAAGCGCAAGAAGAGGAGGUGGUUGCCAAGACCUUGGAGCUUGGCUGGGGCCCUUUGCUGGAAGCAGCUGGUUUGACACUUCCUGAAGAAACGGUGGCUGAGAAACAGGAAGGUGGAAAGCUACUUUUGAAGGGACCUGAGAUUGAGGACGGUAUAAUUCCGGGUAGAGCAGUGCCACCUGUAUGCAAUGCAGAACCUCACACUGACUACGAUGGGAUUGCAGUAAGGUGGGGCUUGACACAUCACACAGAAAGUGCCGCAGAUUGUUGUCAAGCUUGUUUAGACCAAGCCAAAGCUGCCAAAGAUGGCGAGAUGAAGUGUAAUGUCUGGGUGUACUGUCCGUCCGAGGAAGGUUGCUUUUCACCAGACAUAUAUGAGCACAAGCAAUUCGAGUGCUGGCUCAAGCAGGCGGAAAAGCCAAACCUCAACUUUAAGGGACGAUACUCCGAUGAAUAUCGACGGGUUCACCCAACUUGUCCCCGUGUGGUCCCCUGGGUCUCGGGUGUAACGGGUGUAGUUAAAUAAUGAGAUUCGCGAUCAGAACAUUUUUGUACCUCAGCCUCGGGAACUGAAGUGAAACCCCGCGAAUCAAGCAAGGGUAGGGAGAUAACUCAUCUGUACACAGCAUCAUUUUUUGCCUGCCUUUUACUCCCAUUCGAGUUUAGCUGAAGGGAAGGUAUAGUUUUAGCGAAAGCAUGACGAACCCAAUUUUCAAGAGGUGUCUGAUAUGUUUUCUGAGUCCAUCUGAAGAUGAGCUCCUCUGGCAGACGUCUUUUUGAGACGAAACUCUUGUUGUAAAGUCAUUCUGUUAGAACUACUUAGGUUUGUAUUUCUCGCAUCGAAGGAGGAAGCUCUAGAGAGCUCCGGGCUGGUGGAGAAUCCCCUGGGUAAUAUCUAAUAAAAGCCGCGUCUCAAGUCGUGUUGCAAGGACAUCAUUUACGUAAAAAAUUUUGGACUUGCGAUAUCGACUUGGU
Messenger RNA from Marchantia polymorpha subsp. ruderalis, 1997 nucleotides. The record is from the annotation of a GenBank genome assembly. Lineage: Eukaryota; Viridiplantae; Streptophyta; Marchantiopsida; Marchantiales; Marchantiaceae.